UUUUCUUUUAACGUUCAUCACUUUUCAGUUAAGCAACGUACGUCUUCUGAGUUAAAACUGUUUGCAAAAUGUUUUGGCUAAAGUUUGAAUUUUUUAAAAUGUGUGGUAUUAUACUGUUUAUUCUAUGGGUUUAUCUUCUAAGCGUCGUUGAAGGAAAACAUCUUUCCAAGCGAGGACUUAUGGAAAAUAUUAAUAAUGGAAUCAAGUAUGCUGGCCAAAUGAUGGGUAUAAAUACUGCUGCUGACGUAGCAAACUUGGUAGCAAAAGCUUUUGCACGACAACAGCCCCCAGCAAAGCAAUUCGAUGCACCGUUCUUAUUCCAAACGCCUGGGAAAAUUCAUAAUUCUGACAGAGAAUAUGACACUGCUUCUUCCUUUAUAAACACCACUGAUAUGGUUGGAGGACUUUUGCGGAUGCUAGGCUUCGACGCCGGCAAACUAGGUGCUUUGGCUAUCAAUGCAAUUUUAAUGAUUGCUCAACUGAUUGGAACUAAUCUGAAAAGGAGAGACAAUCCAAUGAAUUUCUCAAAAUCAACAGAAGAUGGAAAAAACUUUGAUGAAUCUCAACAUGAAGACGAUGAACCAUAUUAUGAUGGUCCUCAAGAUGAUCGCACUGCUCGAGGAGGAAAUAUCCAUGACCAUACACCUCUGGACUGGAUAUUGACAAAUCCACCGGAAGGACUUUCAGAUUUUAUUGAGCAAAUUACAGAUCGAAAACUUCCUGACAAGUUAGUUGAAGCAAUUGGCAAACUUGAAGCGCAACCUGGUCAGGGGGAUUGUAUUAAAUUGCUUAUGUGUAAAAGUGCACCUUUUAUUUGGGGAAUGCAGAACUCGGUUUCGAAACGUUUAAAUGAUCUGCCAAAAGAUUCAAAUGAAGAAAAUUAUAAAAGUGAACAGCCAAUGUCUAUAUCAGUGUUAUUCAAAAAUCUUCCUGACCUAGAAGAAUAUCGAAAACAUGGUCAGCAGUGUGAACGUCAUUUUUCGAAAUUUUGCAAGAAAAAUGAUUCCUAAACGAAAGUAAUUUUUACAAUUCUAUAUUUUUAUUUAAUUUAAUUGAUGAUCUAUAUUUAAAAACAAAAUCAUAACUUUAAUUCAAUUUUAAUACAAAUAUUAAUAUUUAAUAAAAAUUAAUAAAGUGCUGCAACGGUAACAGUGGCAGCCAUUAAGCAGA
This is a messenger RNA of Eupeodes corollae, 1170 nucleotides long. RefSeq lists its product as uncharacterized. Lineage: Eukaryota; Metazoa; Arthropoda; Insecta; Diptera; Syrphidae. The transcript has 3 exons. The coding region runs from base 69 to 1010 and encodes 313 amino acids. The record is from RefSeq and is a predicted model, not a curated record.